GUGUCUGUGGAUGUGUCAGCAGUCAGUCUCCAGCUGCGGAGCGGAGCGGAGCGCACGGCACAGCGGAAAGCCUGAAGCAGAGCCUCCGCUGGACAUUUGUAGACUUUGAAUCUGAAUGAGAACAUUUGGACGGAACUCAGACCAACAUGGAACCACAGGGCUGUUCUGAAUCUUCAUCUUUACGCGGAGUUGUAUCUGUUUUCUUCUUCUUCUUCUGUGCGCUGCUGGAGCCCGGAUCCGCCGGAAUGCCUGCUCUGUACCCGUUACAUUUGCUGUGUAAGUUCUGUGAUGUGGAGCCGACGUCCUGUAGCGGUACAGGAACCUGUAUGACCAACUGCUCCAUCACAUCCAUCUGUUCAUUACAAACAGAGGUCUGUGUUUCUAUCUGGAGGAAGAACGAGAGCAGCUACUCCAUUGAAACUCUGUGCCAUGAUCCGGCCAAACCGCUGUACGGCGUCAUGUUGGACGACUACAACAGCUCCACCUGUGACAUGGAGGAGAAGAACACCACCAGUGGAAUGGCUUACUUCUGCUCAUGUUCUCAGGAAGAGGAGUGCAAUGAGAAACUGCAUUUUCCCCCCAUUGCGGAUCCGACUCCAGAUCGUCAGUUCCUGUCGGUGAUCCUGGUGAGCCUCCUGCCCCUCCUGCUGGUGGGGAUUGUGAUUGUGGGCAUGUUCUACUGGUACAGAGUCUCUCGCCAACGCAUGCUCAACCAGGAAUGGGAGAGCAGCAUCAAGAAACGCAAGCCUAAAAAUGGAGGGCUGGACUGCAGUGAAAGCUGCGCCAUCAUGAUGGAUAACGGUUCAGACAGUAGCUCCACCCACGCCAACAACCUGAACCACAACACGGAGCCGCUGCCCAUAGACCUGGAUCUGCUGGUUGGUAAAGGCCGCUUUGCUCAGGUCUACAAGGCCAAGCUGAAGCAGACCACCUCGGAUCAGUUUGAGACGGUGGCUGUGAAGAUCUUCCCCUACGAGGAGUACGCUUCCUGGAAGAACGAGAAGGACAUCUUCUCCGACACAGACCUCCGACAUGAGAACAUCCUCCACUUCCUGACGGCGGAGGAGAGGAAGGUGGAGCGACAGUACUGGCUCAUCACCGCCUUCCAUCCCAGGGGAAACCUCCAGGAGCACCUGACCCGUCACAUGAUCAGCUGGGAUGAGUUACGGGUGCUGGGCAGCUCAUUGGCUCGUGGUGUCGCCCACCUCCACAGUGACCACCUGCCCUGUGGACGCCCUAAGGUGCCCAUAGUCCACAGAGACCUGAAAAGCUCCAACAUCCUGGUCCGAAACGACCUGACGUGCUGCCUGUGUGACUUCGGUCUGGGUCUCCGAUUGGACAGCAGUCUGUCUGUGGACGACCUCGCCAACAGUGGACAGGUGGGCACAGCGCGGUACAUGGCCCCCGAGGUCCUGGAGGCCCGGCUGAACCUGGAGAACAUCGAGUCCUUCAAACAGACCGACAUCUACUCCAUGGCCCUGGUGCUGUGGGAGAUGACGUCGAGGUGUGAAGCCAUCGGAGAGGUGAAAGACUACGAGCCUGCAUACGGAUCCAAAGUACGAGAGCACCCCUGUGUGGAGAGCAUGAAGGACAACGUUCUCAGAGACCGAGGAAGACCUGAAAUCCCCGACAGCUGGCUCAGGCAUCAGGGCGUGGCAGUGAUCUGUGCCACUAUCAAGGAAUGCUGGGACCACGACCCCGAGGCCCGACUCACCGCUCACUGCGUGGCCGAGCGAAUCUCAGAUAUUGAAGAUGAGAUGGAGAAACUGUCCAGUCGCAGCUCGUCCGCGGAGAAGAUUCCAGAAGAGCUGAAGAUCCCGAUAGAGGUGCAGAUCCCAGAGGAGGUGAAAAUCACAGAACUGCAGGACAUCAUAGCCGUGGACUGUUCCGUUAGCGACGAGAAGUGAGAGGAAACCCAACGCCCUCACAUCCAGGGGGGGAUCUUUCACCAAAGGCACUUAUUGACUCUGAUGGGAUGGAAGACGGUGACGCUGAGCUGAGCUCCGCCCUCCCUCCCUCCCUCCCGCCCCUUUGAGCCGGGUCACAGUCAGACUGACAGUGUCAUAUGUAUCUGUAGCCCAGCAUGAGGCCAGCUUUAAGACAUACUCCGGGUGAUGCUUCUGGACUUCACGUCCUCUUAAAUCUAAGUCCUUUAUCAGCUGAAACGCUCCAGAGCCACAAAGCCAAAGUUAACUGGAAGCUUCCAAAGAAGUGCUGAGUGUGGAGACGGUGUUUGAAGAGUCCGACUGGCUUCCGUCUGAGCUAAAUAAACAGGGCAAUAACUAUUAAACCAAAGACAUUUGAUGUGCACUUUACCAUGUGAUAUGUAUGCUUUACAGAUGUGUUAAUUUAUAUGUGCUUGUGCUCGAAAAUGUAGACGUUAGGGGAGAGUUUUGUGUAAAAGUGCCUUCGUUUGCUUAACUUUGAGCCAGAAUGUCAUCAGCGUAUCGCCUUAACACUAAAGAUGGCCUCCAUCCUCACCAGCAGGAAUCCAAAGGAAUGUGUGUGGAUGAUGAUGAUGAUGAAGAUGUGUGUGCAUGGGUGUGUGUUGGUUGUUGUGUACGUGUGUGUGUGCGUGCGUGCGUGCGUGUGUGUGUGUGUGUGCAUGCUUGUGUGGGUUUUUACACAGCUACUUGUUUGCCAGACAAACAAGCACAAUGUACAUAGAGACAAAAACUGUACAGAAGAGACAAAUCAGCCAAAAAGGGAAUGUAAUCCCACUACUUAUCUUAUGAAUGCAGAUAUUAAAAGCUUCAUAGAGACAUAUUUUUGAAUAAUGUUGUAUGUUUUGUGUCUGUAUCAGGAACUGAGGAGUGUGCCAAAGAUAUUUUGCCUUACAUACAAUAUGUGUCAUAUGUAAAAUAUUGUGAAUCUUUUAUGAAUUAAAGAUAUUUCUGUAUACCAAGA
Messenger RNA from Sphaeramia orbicularis (orbiculate cardinalfish), 2907 nucleotides. Its product is annotated as TGF-beta receptor type-2-like. The record is from RefSeq and is a predicted model, not a curated record. The transcript is spliced from 10 exons. Gene Ontology annotation, cellular component: plasma membrane; signaling receptor complex. The coding region runs from base 147 to 1907 and encodes 586 amino acids. Gene Ontology annotation, molecular function: transforming growth factor beta receptor activity, type II; ATP binding; metal ion binding. Gene Ontology annotation, biological process: protein phosphorylation; cellular response to growth factor stimulus; heart development. NCBI's taxonomy places the organism in Eukaryota, Metazoa, Chordata, Actinopteri, Kurtiformes, Apogonidae.